AUGUUGUCUCGUUAUGUCGACCAAGGUGGCAACAAACGUCCAGGAGCUUUCGCCAUUUAUCUUGAACCUUGGCAUGGCGACAUUUUUGAGUUCCUUGAUUUGAAGAAAAACACUGGAAAAGAAGAAGCUCGAGCUCGUGACAUGUUCUAUGCUCUUUGGAUCCCCGAUUUGUUUAUGCGUCGUGUUGAAACUGAAGGACGUUACAUUCGUCAGGUGAAAGCUCAAGAUCUUUGGUUUGCGAUCAUCGAGUCACAAGUUGAAACUGGAACUCCUUACAUGCUUUAUAAAGACGCUUGCAAUCGCAAAUCGAAUCAACAGAACGUUGGCACUAUUCGUUGCUCAAAUCUAUGCACAGAAAUUGUUGAAUAUUCAAGCAAAGAUGAAGUUGCAGUUUGUAACUUAGCUUCAAUUGCUGUCAACAUGUUUGUCGUUGCAAAUAAUGGAAGUAAGGAUUAUGACUUCAAGAAAUUAAAGGAAGUGACAAAAACUGUCACAAAAAAUCUCAAUAAAAUCAUUGACGUUAAUUACUAUCCAGUUCCUGAAGCCAAACGAUCAAAUAUGCGUCAUCGUCCCAUUGGAAUUGGAGUUCAAGGCUUAGCUGAUGCUUUCAUUAUGAUGCGAAUGCCUUUUGAAUCUCCCGAAGCACAGAAACUUAAUCAGCAAAUCUUUGAAACAAUUUAUUACGGAGCAUUGGAAGCAAGUUGUGAACUUGCUGAAGAAUUUGGAACUUACGAGACUUAUGAAGGAUCGCCAGUAUCUAAAGGAAUUCUUCAAUACGAUAUGUGGAAUAAAACGCCAACAGAUCUUUGGAAUUGGUCCACUUUGAAGGAGAAAAUUGCUAAGCAUGGCGUUCGUAAUUCAUUGUUGGUGGCACCAAUGCCGACUGCUUCAACGGCUCAAAUUCUCGGCAACAAUGAAAGCUUCGAACCAUACACAAGCAACGUUUACAACCGACGUGUUCUUAGUGGAGAGUUUCAAGUUGUUAAUCAUCAUCUCAUCAAGGAUUUGACUGAACGUGAUUUGUGGGAUGAUGACAUGAAAAAUAAAAUCAUCGGCAACAACGGAUCAAUUCAAUCAAUUGAAGAAAUUCCACAAGAUAUUCGUGAGAUUUACAAGACCGUUUGGGAAAUGUCAGUAAAGAAUCAAAUUCAAAUGGCAGCUGAUCGUGGUGCAUUCAUCGAUCAAUCACAAUCAUUUAAUAUUCACGUUGCUGAACCAAAUUAUGGAAAGUUGACUUCAAUUCACUUCCAUGCAUGGAAAAUGGGAUUGAAAACUGGAAUGUAUUACUUACGUACAAAGCCAGCUGCUAAUGCAAUUCAAUUCACUGUAGAUAAGCAACGUUUGAAUCAAAAUGCAUCCACAACUGUUAAGAUGAAUGGUAAUGGAAAUAUUUCUUCACCAACUUCGCCUUCUUCUGCUCAUAACUCACCAAAUAAAUCUGUUAAUGGAACUGACGAACGUGAAAAGAAAUUGGCUGAAAUGGUUUGUUCAUUGGAAAACAAAGAUGAUUGUUUGAUGUGUGGAUCUUAA
Clunio marinus is the source of this 1530-nucleotide messenger RNA. The record is from the annotation of a GenBank genome assembly. NCBI's taxonomy places the organism in Eukaryota, Metazoa, Arthropoda, Insecta, Diptera, Chironomidae.